Molecule: messenger RNA, 1710 nt
Organism: Panicum hallii
Lineage: Eukaryota; Viridiplantae; Streptophyta; Magnoliopsida; Poales; Poaceae
Product: dihydrolipoyllysine-residue acetyltransferase component of acetoin cleaving system-like
Exons: 4
Coding region: 184-1182 (332 amino acids)
Source: RefSeq, a predicted model, not a curated record
AAAAAAUUAUGCUCAACAAACUGAAGUUGAUGUGAUCCAACAAAAUGCACCACCUGCCAUAGAAAACCUCAGGAGAACGAGGAGUGCUCUGCUCGGGCCGGCUGCUAGGACAAAGCUGAGGGGCAGAGCGUGCUGGCCAUUCAGAGAGAGAGAGAAGCAGCUGCUACUAACAGAGGGGCAGCCAUGGGGUUCGGCGUGGUGUCCCUGCUCAACGCGGUGUUCCGCCGCAUGUUCACCUCGGCGGGCCUCCGCCCCGCCUCCGCCACCGUCGACGCCGACGACACCACCAUCCACUUCUGGGCCCACCCCUCCCUCCUCCAGCCCUCCUCGUCCUCGGAGCAGCAGCAGCCGCCGCGGCCGGUGGUGGUGCUGAUCCACGGGUUCGGCCCGGACCCGACGUGGCAGUGGGCGGCGCAGGCGGGCCCGCUGUCCCGCCACUUCGACCUGGUGGUGCCCACGCUCCUCUUCUUCGGGGCCUCCGCCACGCGCGCGCCCGCCCGCUCCGACGCCUUCCAGGCCGGCGCCCUCGCCGCGCUCCUCACGGGCGGCGGCGGCGCGAGCAGCAACCUCCCGGGCCUCGGCGCCGGCCGCACCGUGCACGUGGUCGGCACCAGCUACGGCGGGCUCGUGGCGUACCACCUGGCCCGGGAGCUGCACCGCCGCGGCGGCGGCGUCCGCGUCGGGAAGGUGGCGCUGUGCGACUCGGACGCGUGCAAGGGCGCGGAGGACGACCGCGCGCUGGCAGCGAGGAGCGGCGUCGCGGAGGUGGCGGAGCUGCUGGCGCCCGCCGACACCCGGGCGCUGCGGCGGCUGAUGGCCGUCUGCGCCCACCGCCCCGUCAAGUACAUCCCCGAGUGCCUCCUCCGCGACAUGCUCCGGAAGUACUUCGGGGACAAGAGGGAGGAUAAGAUAGCGCUCAUCAAAGGGAUCACCACCGGGGAAGGCUUCCAGCUCGCUCCUCUGCCUCAGGAGGUCCUGAUCAUCUGGGGCGAGUUCGACCAGAUCUUCCCGGUCGAGAAAGCGCACAAGAUGAAAGAGAAGCUCGGGGAGAAGGCGACGGUGAGGGUGAUCCCGAACACGGGGCACCUGCCGCAGCAGGAGGAUCCCAAGCUCUUCAACCAAACCCUCCUCGACUUCCUGCUGCACCCAUCCGCCUCCAACGGCAGCGCCGCCGCCAAAUAGCGCGCGCCAUUCGCGCCACCUUGAUGCUGCGUGCAUCCGGUGAUCGUUCGUGGAGAUUCUGCCUUCUCUUUUUUUGCCCCCCAGCCGGUUUUGAAAUGCAGAGGCAAUGCAGGUUGCUGUGUUUUACCAAGGUUUAGGGAGAAAGGUGAAAGGACGCAGCCUUGCUUUUUUCCAAUCUUUUUUCUUUUUCUCUGCGAGCAGUUAAUAUUUUGGAUCGAUGUCACAAAGUCUGUUUGGAUCGGAUGCUGCCUCCAUAUACCGAUGGGGCAGUUCUUUCUGAAGAACACUAUUGGGCCCUCUUAGGGCUUUGUUCAGUCGGAUGGACCUGUGAGGUGAAAGCCAGAGAGCCCACCACCCAUGCACUGAAGUUUGAAGCUUUCGUCUGUCAUGUUUGUUUCAGUUCGAGACUGUAGUCGUCAUACCUCUUACAAUCACAAGAUGAAACAAACAAGCAGCUUCUCACUUCGGAUUGUAACAAUCAUCCUGAUGCAAAUUUUUCGUAAUCCAAAGAUCCGCCUCCUCCAUGCU